Molecule: messenger RNA, 1359 nt
Organism: Capsicum annuum
Lineage: Eukaryota; Viridiplantae; Streptophyta; Magnoliopsida; Solanales; Solanaceae
Product: myb family transcription factor PHL11
Exons: 6
Coding region: 415-1257 (280 amino acids)
Molecular function (GO): DNA-binding transcription factor activity; DNA binding
Source: RefSeq, a predicted model, not a curated record
AUUAUAAGAAAGAAUAAAUUUUCGGCGGUCAUAUCAUAUGUUUCUUCAGAUUCCACGCCGAUCUUUCCUCUCCGUGUUCUUUUUAUUUUAUCAAAAUUGAUUCCCUUUUCCCCUGUAUUAUUUUUUUAAUCACCUCUGCAUGUACGGAUUAUUAUGUAAAGCAAAAAUUUACCUCUAUUGAAGUCCAUUCGACUCUUUAUCACCAAAAAAAAAAAAAUAAAAAAAUAAAAAAAAGAUUCAAUUUUUGUUGAUCAUUUGCUUCCUUUUUCACUUGGGAAUUCUUGAAACUAGUCAUUUUUCUACUUGAUAAACUUUCUUGGUUCUUUUUUCUAUACAUUUUUGAAGCCUUUGGGGUGUUUAAAGAUAGAGUUUUGUUGUGAUUAUUGGAGGAGUUUUGAGGAAUUUGGAGGUGUGAUGGAUAGGAUGUAUAAUGGUGGUGGAGAUGGUUAUGAAAAUGGAGUGGUGAUGACAAGGGACCCAAAGCCAAGAUUAAGGUGGACUGCUGAUUUACAUGAUCGUUUUGUUGAUGCUGUCACUAAGCUUGGUGGACCUGAUAAAGCAACUCCCAAGUCAGUACUAAGGUUAAUGGGAUUGAAGGGCUUGACACUCUAUCAUCUCAAGAGUCAUUUGCAGAAGUAUAGACUUGGACAGCAGGCAAAGAAACAAAAUGCAGCAGAACAAAACAGAGAGAAUAUUGCAGCGGAGUCCUUCGGACAAUUCAGUUUGCAUUCCUCAGGACCGAGUAUCACUUCAUCAAGCAUGAAUGGUAUGCAAGGAGAAGCUCCAAUCAGUGAGCAACUGAGGUGUCAGUUUGAAGUCCAGAAAAGAUUACAGAAGCAGCUUGAGGUUCAACAGAAACUACAAAUGAGAAUAGAGGCUCAGGGCAAGUACUUGCAGGCAAUAUUGGAUAAAGCUCAGAAGAGCCUGUCUAUCGAUAUGACCUCUCCUCGUGCUGUAGAUGAAACCAAAGCUCAGCUUACAGAUUUCAAUACAGCUCUGUCAAAUUUAAUGGAUUACAUGCACGGAGUCAACCGGGAUGAAACUGCUGCAGGUAAAAGGACACAAGAUGAUAGUAAUGACGAUCAACAAACGUCUACAUACUUAAUGAAGGAAGAACAAAACAACAAUAUGAAUAUUAAGGUUGAAGAAACUUCCGUUAGCUUCGAUUUGAACUCCAGAAGUAGCUAUGACUUUAUUGUCAUGAAUUCAGAUUCACUGGAAGCUAAGCCAUUUCCAAAUGGAAGAUUAGAAAUAUAAUGUCUUAGUUAUUUGACUCUAAAAAGUAGUAGGAACCAAAAAUAACUUGUUACAUGAAGCUCCCAUAUUUUAUUUGUCAAUGUAAUUAUCUCAUUUAUGGUA